AAAGUCUGUCUACUUGGUAUGUCAUGUUCUUACAGUUAAAGACAUCACAGCCAACCCAGCUCACUUCCCCCCCCUAAAUAUUGGGCAUCCCUCAAUGAGGCAUUGCUUGCAGUGACAUCCAGAGGCAAACUCCCAACACAAUCCCUUUCUUGCCUUCUUUGAUACCACAGUUUGGCUAGCCAGGCAAAAAAAGUUGGGUAAAAGGAGAACAAUCUCCAUCUCUUCAAAUUUAUAUCCUCUCUUUUCUCAUUCCAUCAACACAUCGAAACAAAAGACAGCUUCCGAAAUAGGCAGUCAAGUUGCAAGUCUAGCGCAAGUAUUUAACAGUUUACAGCCAACAGAGAAGAUAUUUUCACCAACAGAGAGUCAAAUACUCAAGAUUCCAAAUAAAGCAAAACAAAAACAAAAAAAUGGUCACCUUAGAGGAUAUUCAACCCAGCGUCCAAGCCGACGAGGGGACUCACACGGCCUUCUUUUACGGCACCCUCAUGGUCCCAGACGUCUUCUACACCGUCUGCUACAACCAAUCCAACGUCCCCCCCGAGAUCAAAGCCCUCCACACCUUCACCCCCGCCAUCCUCCCCGGCUACAUCCGCCGCCGCGUUCGAGGCGCCGACUACCCCGGCAUCACCCCGGACAAAGACCACAAAGUCUUUGGCAUGUACGCCUCCGGCCUCACAAACGCCAACAUGAACAAGCUGGACAUUUUUGAGGGGGGGCAGUACGUGAGGAAAACGGUCGAGGUGAAGUUGCUGGAGAAGGUGGGGGAUGUGAGGGGGGAGGGGAACGUGGAAGGAGAGACGAAAAAGGCAGAGGUGUAUGUUUUCCAUCCGGAUCACGAGGAUGAGCUGGAGGAUAGGGAGUGGGAUUUGGAGGAGUUUAGACGGGAGAAGAUGCAGAGGUGGACGAGGGCGGGGUAUGUUUUUGAUGGGUGUGAUCCCAAUGAUCCGGCAAAGGUGGAGGCUGCUGUGUAA
Molecule: messenger RNA, 974 nt
Organism: Podospora pseudopauciseta
Lineage: Eukaryota; Fungi; Ascomycota; Sordariomycetes; Sordariales; Podosporaceae
Exons: 5
Coding region: 411-974 (187 amino acids)
Source: RefSeq, a predicted model, not a curated record